Molecule: messenger RNA, 1374 nt
Organism: Caenorhabditis bovis
Lineage: Eukaryota; Metazoa; Nematoda; Chromadorea; Rhabditida; Rhabditidae
Source: the annotation of a GenBank genome assembly
AUGCGAUUCUUCAAAGAGUGCCCUUGUGAGAAAGUCGUGCACACUUCACAAGCUUCAUUGUUUUCGACGAGUUCUGGAUGGACCAAUUUUCAAGGAUUUUUCAAUUUAUCUAUUUUGCUUUUUGUUUUGUCGAAUGGUCGUGUGGCUCUUGAAAAUGUCAUAAAGUAUGGGAUUUUAAUACGUCCGCAGCAAUGGGUCUCAAUAUUCCAGGAGGACUGCCAUAUAUGGAAUUGGCCUAAUUUGGCAUUGAUCGUUGUUUCUAAUGUUCAGAUUUUGACAAUGUUCGGAGUCGAAAAAAUGCUAGAGAAGAAAUGGAUUGGAAACUUCUUCGCCGCCAUUUUCUACACUGUUCUCAUUGCUGUUCAUCUCACCAUUCCAAUCGUUGUCACUUUCGGAACAUCUUCGAAAAAUCCAAUGUUUUCUAUGGCUGCAAUGUCCGUUUAUGUCAUCGAAUCCCUUAAAUUUGUUUCAUAUGGGCAUGUCAAUUACUGGGCCCGCGAUGCACGCAAAAAAAUUGAUGAACUCAAGGAAAAUGUGAAGGAACUUGCAAAAAGGACAACCGAUCCAAAGGAAUUUUGGGAAUUGAAAGACGAGCUCUCUGUUCAUCAAAUGGCCCAACUUUAUCAAGCAUCGCUCACACUCUCCAAUUUGUACUAUUUCAUGUUUGCACCAACUCUUUGUUAUGAAUUCAAAUUUCCGCGGACACAUCGAAUUCGAAAGCAUUUCUUGAUUAAACGGACUGUUGAGCUUAUUUUCCUAUCGUUCCUUAUUGCUGCUCUAGUACAACAGUGGGUUGUUCCAACUGUUCGCAACAGUAUGAAGCCAAUGAGCGAAAUGGAAUAUAGUAGAUGUUUGGAACGACUUCUCAAAUUGGCCGUUCCGAAUCAUGUUAUUUGGCUCAUUUUCUUCUAUACAUUCUUUCAUUCAUUCUUGAACUUGGUUGCCGAACUUCUUCGAUUUGCUGAUCGAGAGUUCUACAGAGAUUUCUGGAAUUCAGAGACAACAUCAUAUUUCUGGAAGACUUGGAAUAUUCCGGCCCAUCGAUUUGCCGUACGACAUAUUUAUAUGCCGAUGAUGAGAAAUAAUUUUAGCAAACGAAGUGCAUUUUUUGUUGUCUUUUUCGUUUCCGCCUUCUUCCAUGAAUAUCUCGUUUCGGUUCCACUAAAAAUGUUCCGCUUAUGGGCAUAUUAUGGAAUGAUGGGCCAAAUACCUCUGUCAUUUAUCACUGAUAAAGUUGUGCGCGGUGGUAGAGCAGGAAAUAUAAUUGUGUGGCUCUCGUUGAUCGUCGGCCAACCACUUGCAAUCCUUAUGUAUGGACUCGACUGGUAUAUCCUGAACUACGGCGACGUUCGGAAUAACACUGUUAUCGUUUAG